Messenger RNA from Zygosaccharomyces rouxii, 1146 nucleotides. It is a transcript of the gene ARP1, whose product is annotated as actin-related protein 1. Bases 1 to 1146 code for a protein of 381 amino acids. Lineage: Eukaryota; Fungi; Ascomycota; Saccharomycetes; Saccharomycetales; Saccharomycetaceae. The record is from RefSeq and is a predicted model, not a curated record. The transcript has a single exon.
AUGCUUGACCCAAAUGCGGUCCUUUACAGUCAACCUGUAGUCCUCGACAAUGGAUCAGCAAUAUUGAAAGCAGGGUACAGUGGUGAGGAUAGACCUAAAUUUUUAGAGCAUUCGAUCGUAGGUUCACCAAGGCAUGGGUAUGUAAAUGAUUCAAGCAAAGAUGAUACAUUUGUGGGUAAUUUAGCUCAAGAACGUAGGAGUAUUUUACAGCUGCGACAUCCAGUCGAUCAUGGUGUGGUAAAGAAUUGGAAUGAUAUGGAAUUGAUCUGGGAUUAUAUGUUUAAGGAUAAACUAAAGUUAAAGGACGUAGAUGAACAUCCAGUAUUGAUUACAGAGGCACCUUUAAAUCCAGUGAGUAAUAGAGAUGAAAUGUGUGACUUGCUAUUUGAAAGUUUUGGCGUACAGGCCUUGUACGUGGCCAAUCCAGCCGUUUUAUCGUUAUAUGCUAGCGGUAAGAUCAGUGGAUGUGUACUCGACUGUGGGGAUGGUUACAGUUGUUCGGUACCAGUCUAUCAAGGAUAUACGCUGAAAUCAGCUAUUAAGAGGAUAGAUCUUGGGGGUAGAGAUUUGACAGAACAAUUACAGUUGCAAUUGAGAAAGAGUACCGGUCUAUCUUUAACCACUAGUGGUGAAAUGGAAUUGGUUAGAAUGAUAAAGGAAAAAUCGUGUUAUGUGGCCGUUGAUUUAGAUAUAGAGGAGGAAAAAUGUAAUUAUGAAGGAGAUCAAGUUGGUUUGAAGUUUAAAUUGCCUGAUGGUAAAUUUAUUACAUUAAGUAAAGAUCGAUUUCAGGUACCAGAAAUUUUAUUCCAACCAAGUGUGAUAUCUUCUGAAGUGAGCAGUAUACCAGAAAUCAUAUGGCAAAGUGUUAGUAAACUCGAUACAGAUCUCAGACCACAAAUGUGGUCUGAUAUUCUGUUGAGUGGUGGAACUACGAUGCUUAAGGGCUUUGGUAACCGUUUAGUACAAGAAUUGGAUAAGUUGAAUCAGGCACAGUCCAGGGUAAAGAUAUGGGCACCACCUGAAAGAAAAUAUACCUCUUGGAUUGGUGGGUCCAUUUUAGCGGAACUUUCCACUUUUCAAAAAAUCAUCGUCACGAAAUCACAAUGGCAGGAGGACCCUAGUAUAAUCCAUACUAAAUGCGGUUAA